Messenger RNA from Wyeomyia smithii (pitcher-plant mosquito), 2670 nucleotides. RefSeq names its product ribonucleases P/MRP protein subunit POP1 (gene Pop1). The record is from RefSeq and is a predicted model, not a curated record. Gene Ontology annotation, biological process: tRNA 5'-leader removal. Bases 197 to 2641 code for a protein of 814 amino acids. Lineage: Eukaryota; Metazoa; Arthropoda; Insecta; Diptera; Culicidae. Gene Ontology annotation, cellular component: ribonuclease MRP complex; nucleolar ribonuclease P complex. The transcript has a single exon.
CGUCAGUGAUGCGCAUGUUUUUGGUUAAAAACACGUUAGAAUCGUUAGAAUGGAAUUUUAGCAAAUUAUGAUACAAUCGUCGAUUUAGUCGAAGGCUUUCAAAACGAGUAAUUUUUCCAAUUAGUAGUCACAAGUGUGCAAUAGUUUUGUAAAACAAGGAGAAUUGAUUUCAAAAAACAUUGUUUCUGUAUUAGUCAUGGAAUCAAACUUAUUGUGUUACGAUGAAUCCCACGAUGGGAGAGUUCAGCUUCAGAAUGAAGUUGAUUCGAGCCAAUUUAAUGAAGAACGAAUAACAGAAAUGAAAACCAUGCUGCGGACAAUGGCCAAUACUGAAAAGCAAACCAAGCUUAUGCAUCAGUCGCUACCAUUGCAUAUGAGGCGUCGUGCAAUGACAUACAACCCAAAACGGCUACCUCGGAAAUUCCGCGCUAUUCACUUAGCUCAAUUCAAUAAAAGUGGUUUGCCAGAGAAAAAGAAACGACCAUCGCGGAAGUACCGCAGAAAGGCCAACGUGCUGUUAAAAGAGUAUGAACGUCGCAAAAAGACAAACGUUUGGCUAGAGACUCACAUUUGGCAUGCCAAACGUUUUCAUAUGCUGACUAAAUGGGGUUACAAAAUACCGUACACGGCCACCGCAAAAAGCUACAGGGCAUGCUACCGUGCAACAGCAAAACAUUGCUUGUUACAGGACAUUUCCUAUUAUGGCUGCAUUGAAAUUCAGGGUGAAGAAUCGCUACUAAGAAGUAAAUUGAAAGAGUUCUGCAGUGAGAAAGUUGGAUUAACAAUAGCGGCCAAAGCGUUCCUUAAUGGAAGAAGAUCGGGUUAUAUUUGGUUAUAUGAGAAAAACCAGUAUCCUUUCCAAUGUAUAGGCAGGGUAAGAUUCGUGUGGAAAGCCAAUGAUGCGAGGGAAAAGAGAACGCUAUGGAUAUUCGCCCAUCCAAUUUUUUAUAGUAAGCUAGUAAAGCAUCUCGUUGAUGCCUUCGAUCUAAAAAACACUGUAUUCACACCUAUGGAUAUGAAUGAACCUGAAACUACUGCAGAUACAAUUCCCCCUAGAAUGGUUAGGACCCCCAAAUACGUAAAUAAUUCGCUUGGAGUUGUGAUUUUAGAAUUGAAAGAUACGUUAAAUUACUUCAGACUGACUGGGCCGCUUUCACAUGUUACGUUGAGUAAAGCACUAAACAUAUAUCCAGUGUCAAACGCUUCCCAAUCUAGUCAUUGGUACUCUGAUUGGAUACAAUGUCCGAUAAACAAAAGAACUGCUAUUGAACAAUUAGCCUUUUGGGAUAAAGUUAAACAUGUAACUUCUACUGGAGAGUUCGGCCCUGGUGUUGUAAUUGGUUUAGUGGUAGAAGAUCCUCGCCUUAAUCGACCCAAUAAACGAACGAAGGCGCUUCCACCUACGUUAGUUGUGCCGCAACAUUCAUUUCCUGACUGUACCACGCAAACUGCUCUUUCACCGCUUUGGGAUUCAACUAUUCGAGACAGAAUAGUUAAAGAAAUGCAAACCACGCACGAACUGAACCAGCUUAGAGAAAAACAGUGUUUAGUCCCUGGAGAGAAAUGUGCCUUUGAAAACAGCAUACAACCGAUUCCACUACUUUUAAUUCAAAAUACUGGUUCCCAGGAUGGCGAGUUCAAACGACUCGGUUACGGCACUGGCUGGGAUUUGAUCGCUCCGGCGGGCUAUGGUCUCGCUCUAUGGCAAACACUGAUUAUUUGGGGUGCCAAACCUGCUGGAUUAAAAGAGUUUGAUAUGCAAGCUUUAGAAGCAGGAACAGAUGCCAAUAUGAUACCUGAUACGGUUCUAGGGCAGAAUGAGGCUGAUUUUGAGUAUAACAAAAAAUUAGAAAAAUAUUUUUCUCGUCCUCAUAAUCGCCGCGUAAAUUAUAAAAAGCUGGCUAUUGCUUCUCCUUUCCGUUCUCUUUGGUCUCAGCUGGUAUCGGAGUGGAAUGCAUCUAAGAACUCUAAAUUUUAUGUGUUGCGGGAUCAGGAGAGUCUGAACAAAAUUCAUCUUUCGCUAGACAGAAAAUACAAUAUCAAAUCAGUAGAUUUACCGCCUGUUUGUUUAGUGCCCGUUUAUUUGACGAUCAAAACACGUGGUAAUCCUGGCGACAACGCGCUAAUAUGCUUGCCCCACAGACAAGAUUUUAGACAAAACAAAAGUCAAACGCAAAUCAACGACAAUGGUCCUGUUCUUGUAGAGCCGCUAAGAAAAGAUCCUUUCCAGAAAGAACGACAUCAGUUGCGCAAAAUGCAUCUGCGACAGCUCAAACGGCUAAGGAAACGUAGGAUUCGCGAGAAAAAAAAUCGUCAGCGGAAACAACCAGGUACAUUAGUACGUAUAGCAAAGCCGCAAAACCGUAACCUUAUUCAAGAACAACUUGCCAAGAUGAAAGAGCUGUGGUUGCCGGCGGUUCCGGAGACCAUUCGAAAUCAAUGUAGCCGUGAAUGUUUCGGUUACGUCACCCGGACUAGCUUCAGCUUAAUCGAAGGAAAGGUCACUGCCGUUGGUUAUGUAACCUCCCGGGGACUCGAAAAACUUUUUAGAAUCUGCACAAAGGGUUCAUUCAAGGUUCUAAUACGUGGAACGAAAACCAGAUGCUACCGAUUUGCAACAUUGAAAGUGAGGUUAGAGUAAUAAAAAUUUAGUGUUGAUGAAACUUUUAA